This is a messenger RNA of Eutrema salsugineum, 351 nucleotides long. RefSeq names its product root meristem growth factor 4. NCBI's taxonomy places the organism in Eukaryota, Viridiplantae, Streptophyta, Magnoliopsida, Brassicales, Brassicaceae. The record is from RefSeq and is a predicted model, not a curated record. The transcript has 5 exons. The coding region runs from base 1 to 351 and encodes 116 amino acids.
AUGAUGAGAUUCACAAUCAUCAUAAUACUAGCUUUUCUUCUUAUUACUCAAGCCCUAGAAGAGGACCAUAUCCUAGUCUAUGCUCAUGAAGGCGGAGAUGCUGGUCACAAGAGUCUUGACUAUCGUGAAGAUAAAGAUACAUCGACACUCCAUCGUAAAGAAUUGUAUGAAUUCUCCAACAUUGGUGCACCGAGGAAACUAAGGGCCAGGAGAACAACGAGAACCAAGGUGGCUAGAGCCGAGAAAAAGCACUUGAUGGCGACAUACAAUGAUAAUUGGAGUUUAAAGAUGUCAGGAGAUUAUAAGAAGACCAAUUUAUUGGCAGAUCUUGACACCACUAAGUUUCGGUGA